Vitis vinifera (wine grape) is the source of this 3287-nucleotide messenger RNA. RefSeq names its product U-box domain-containing protein 27. Gene Ontology annotation, biological process: protein ubiquitination. Gene Ontology annotation, molecular function: ubiquitin protein ligase activity; protein binding. NCBI's taxonomy places the organism in Eukaryota, Viridiplantae, Streptophyta, Magnoliopsida, Vitales, Vitaceae. The transcript has a single exon. The record is from RefSeq and is a predicted model, not a curated record. The coding region runs from base 1888 to 3126 and encodes 412 amino acids.
AGCUUCAAACUUGGAAACUCCAACAUCAAAAUUGCCUAAUUCUGAUUAUAUAAAUAUAUUAAACAAGUGGUCAAGUACCAAAAUACUUGUCCUAAUUUUAUUAAAAAAAAAAAAAUUGAGAAAAUGGAAUUUUGAUGAGUCCGUAUUCCUGGGCCCACGGGUGGUGGGGGAGUGGUUCUGUGGUUGCCCCGGCUAUGAAGUUAGAAAAAACCACAAAAUUUGACUUAGAAAUCAGCUACAGCGAGGCAUUGGCGUGUGGUGCAGAACCACCAAAUUGGACUUUUUGGGGCAAUUAGGUAGGUCAAUUUCUUAAAGGAGCCUUCUUUGUCUUUGAAAUUUUUGGCUUUCCCAAUCCCCUCUUCCAUCAUAAUAAUACACACUAAUGUCGUAAUCAAACAUGUCUCUACGUACUUUUGAAAUUUGAUAUUCUCCUUCACUCUUUUGCUACCCAACUUGUAUUUUAUUUUUUCAUAUAUAUAUUUCAAUUGGGUACGCUCCAAAGUGGGAAAAUAAUUUUACCUUGGGUAUUUGUACCAUCACGAUAUAAACUAUAUAGUAGGUAUAUUUGGAAGAAUAAAAUAAGAGGGGGAAAAGAAAAUUCACCGUUCUAGACUAGACUCAAUGAAUGGAAAUGGGAAUCAAUUUCUUCCACAAUUGAAGCAACACCAUGUGUAGGCGUACUGGAGGUUGACGUGAGAAUGAGUACCACAUUUAUGUGUUUGUCAGCAUUUGAUCCGCUUCAUUAAUACACUUAUUUUAUUUUUGACUUCUAUUACUUGUUCCAUCACGGCUAGUAUUUCUAAAUAAUAAAAAAGAUAAUUAAAAUAGAAAAAAUUGGAUUGAAUGAAGACGAUUUUUGUUUCCUCCUUUUUCUCUGUGUCUAAGUAAAACACGGCAUGAAUGGACUAGCAAUACCUUUUCUCCCAAUCAAAAGCAUUGGUAGUCAACUAAAUUCACUGCCAAAUUUGAAAUUUCAAUUCCAAACUGCCCCCAGUUGAAAGAUGGGUUCCAGUUUAUUCACUUUGUGAGACAUUGAAAGGUAAAACGGAGAAUACUCAUUGCCAUUAGGGCCAUAGCAGAGGGUGAAGAAAUGUGUCAGAAGAAAGCUGAGUUCAGAGUUGGGUUGUCCUAUUACUAGGAAAUACUAGUCACUUUCGGUGCUAUUAUAAUACUGUUCCUCCGCAUUGGGAUCCGUAAAACCAACCUGCUCACUUCUCUAUUCAUCUUCAAUGUGCCCUACAGUCUACAGUGCGUGAACCUUGGGAUGGAAUCAUGGAACCAGUUGGGCCUAGGAAAAUAUUUAGAUAUAAGGAGGUAAUGGGGGAGGAAGAGGAAGAAUUAAAAACCAAGGACAGGGCGUACCAAUAAAAUAAAAAGGGAAAAUAUAAAAAGAAAAAAAACCCGUAAAUCAAUGGUUUGUGCACCUUGUGAUGUAAUCCACCGACCAACCGAACCCUCGGUGGUCCCCGCUUCCCCCACAAAUACUCCUCAUUGCUUUGUGGGCCCCACGAUUCUCCCUCAUUUCCACCACUCCCUCCUCCUUCAAUCCCAACGCUCCAUCCCCUCGUGAUUCACGACCGCCACUCUGAUCCCCCAAUCUCACGGCCCUCAACCCCACGAGCCUCUCUGCGCGGUCAACACUCGAAUAAAAAUAACUUAAAAUAAUAGCUCCCCCUUUGACCAAAGACCAAAGCUGUAGAAUAUAAUAAUAAUAAAAAUAUUACCAGAAAAAAGUACCUUUUGCUCGCGUCAUCAAAGCUUUGACUCUGUUUCUCUCUCUUCUUAAAUCCUCCCUUCGCUGCCCUUUUUUUCUGUUCUUCUUCGUCUUCUUCAGCAGCUCUACUGCUCUUCCAGCAAAAUAAUUCUGUGCUUUCGCAGAAGUUGAAGAUGGUGAGGGAUAACUUGUUUAUUACAGUUCCCAGCCUUUUCCGUUGCCCGAUAUCUCUGGACGUCAUGAAGUCCCCGGUGAGUCUCUGCACCGGCGUCACCUAUGACCGCUCGAGCAUUCAGAGGUGGCUCGACAACGGCAACAACACUUGUCCGGCCACUAUGCAGGUGCUCCACAGUAAGGACUUUGUGCCCAACCACACCCUACAACGCCUCAUCCAGAUCUGGUCCAACUCGGUCCGCCACCGCUCCAACUCGCCCGACUCCCCCAUCCAGCUCGUUCCCUCUCUGUCCCCAGACCAAGCGAGGGACCUGAUUAAAGAAAUCGAGAGCAAGCCAGAGGACUGUCUCGAAUGUAUGUCGAAGAUUAUUUGUUUCGCGAGAGAGUCCGAGGAAAGCCGCAAGUUUCUUGCGAGAAUUGAUGGAUUCGUCUCGUUGCUGGUUGAUUUUCUCGGCAGCGGCAAUGCUAAUUUCCUUGCGCUUGAACAAGUGGUGAGGGUUUUGGACAUGAUUAUAAGUGAGCACGAAGAUCAUAAGCAGCUGGCGAAUUCGAUGCUGAAGAGUGAUCGCGAUUGCUUGUCUUCAAUCCUCCUCGUUUUGCAACAAGGAAGCGCGGAAUCUAGAAUCGCAUCUGCUAGGGUUUUGGAGUCGAUCGCAAUCGAUGCUGAAUCGAAGCUCUUGAUAGCCGAAAAGGAUGGAUUAUUUUCUGAAUUGAUUCGCAUAAUGAGCACCGAGACCGAUCCUACAAUGAUAGAAUCAACCUUGUCUUGCUUGAUCGCAGUAUCAAUGCCGAGACGCAUCCGACCAAAAAUCGUGAGACUCGGCGUCGUCAAGCAACUCACGAAAUUAUUAUCCGAUCCCAACUGGAGCGUUUCGGUGACCGAGAAGGCUCUGAAACUGCUGGAAAUGGCAUCAUCGUGCAAAGAGGGAAAAUCCGAGAUAUGUGAGAACUCCGACUGCGUAUCUGCCAUAGUGCAGAAGAUGUUGAAGGUGUCGAGCACGGCGACGGAGCACGCCGUGACGAUACUGUGGAGCGUGUGCUAUUUGUCAAGAGACGACAGGGCUCAGAGCACGGUCACCCAGAACAACGGAUUGACCAAGAUUUUGGUGCUUAUGCAGAGCAAUUGCUCGCCGGCGGUGAGGCAACUAGCCGGAGAUUUGUUGAAAAUAUUCAGAGUGAGCUCCAAAUCGUGUCUGUCAAGCUAUGAUACCAAAACAACCCAUAUCAUGCCUUUUUGACUCAUCUAUCACUGAUUUUCUUCCUCUCUUUCUAUAUUGAAUGAGACGGAGACGGAGACGGAGACGGAGAUGGGGAUGGGGAUGGAGAGAGAGACAAGUUUGUAUAUGCAAAGACAAAUUUUGUUAACCAAUAGAAGAAAGAAUUCAUUUGAUUUUGUUUA